UUAGAAGAGGGGUAUUAUUUGUGGUCAGGCUUCCAUUUUUCGUGCCGUUCCACCAUAACGCUGUCUUGUGGUCCAUGUCGCGUUUGCAGCCCAGCCGCCGGGGCCAGCCAGAUCUGGGUGGGCCUGGGCAGCACUCAUGGGGCGGGGCCGAGUUCUGAGGAGGGGAGCGCAGUCCCGGUGGAGUGGGCGCGGCGUAGCAGGGCGGAAUGGGCGUGGUCUCGAGGAGCCCCGCCCCGUCCCGCUUAGACAAUGCCCCGAAGCCGCCAGACCAUCGCGACCCCGCCCCACCGUAGUUCUUGAGCUCGCCUACCCAGGGACCCCUCAAAAGCCAAGAGCUCCAGUCCCCGAGGCUUGAAGACUAGGACUCCCUUCUCCAACCAACUCUGUCCUCGGGGGGGUGGGGCCCCAGCCGAGAUCACAGAGCGCAGGAGUCGGGGUGGCCGCUGGAGACAGGUGAAAAAGAGAAAACUAAGAAAUCAGCGCGGCCAGAGGGGGAGACUGUGUGGAUGGGAUGGGGACACCAGGGGAGGGGCUGGGCCGCUGCUCCCACGCCCUGAUCCGGGGGGUCCCGGAGAGCCUGGCUUCGGGGGAGGGUGCGGGGGCUGGCCUCCCGGCUCUGGACCUGGCUAAAGCUCAGAGGGAGCACGGGGUACUGGGGGGUAAACUGAGGCAGCGAUUGGGGCUGCAGCUGCUAGAACUGCCUCCUGAAGAGUCGCUGCCGCUGGGACCGCUGCUCGGUGACACCGCCGUGAUCCAAGGGGACACGGCCCUAAUUACGCGUCCCUGGAGCCCCUCCCGCAGGCCGGAGGUCGAUGGAGUCCGCAGAGCCCUUCAGGACCUUGGGCUCCGGAUCGUGGAGAUGGGGGAUGAGAACGCGACGCUGGAUGGCACUGAUGUUCUCUUUACCGGCCGGGAGUUUUUCGUAGGCCUCUCCAAGUGGACCAAUCACCGAGGAGCUGAGAUCGUGGCGGACACGUUCCGGGACUUCGCGGUCUCCACAGUGCCUGUCUCGGGCCCCUCGCACCUGCGCGGCCUCUGCGGCAUGGGGGGACCCCGCACUGUCGUGGCGGGUAGCAGCGACGCUGCCCAAAAGGCUGUCAGGGCGAUGGCAGUGUUGACAGACCACCCCUACGCGUCCCUGACCCUCCCAGAUGAUGCAGCUGCUGACUGUCUCUUUUUGCGACCUGGGCUGCCUGGUGUGCUCCCUUUUCUCCUGCACCGUGGAGGCGGGGACCUGCCCAAUAGCCAGGAGGCACUGCAGAAGCUCUCUGAUGUCACCCUGGUACCUGUGUCCUGCUCAGAACUGGAGAAGGCAGGCGCCGGGCUCAGCUCCCUCUGCCUGGUGCUCAGCACGCGCCCCCACAGCUGAGGGCCUGGCCUUAGGGUUCUGGCUGGCCAGGGGUAGGGCAGCAUAAGGAGUAGAAGGGGAAGGAGGCGUAGAUAGAGGACGGUGAGUAGGUAGUAGUGGGGAGAGGGCCCCAAGAUUGGGGGGGGGCUUAGUGUGGGAAAAAGGAUAGAGUCCACUGGGUGAGUCCUCCUCCUCAGAACUAAUAAAACAGAACUGACCUUUUA
Molecule: messenger RNA, 1572 nt
Organism: Callorhinus ursinus (northern fur seal)
Lineage: Eukaryota; Metazoa; Chordata; Mammalia; Carnivora; Otariidae
Gene: DDAH2
Product: DDAH family member 2, ADMA-independent
Source: RefSeq, a predicted model, not a curated record